AUGGAAGUUACUUCAAACAAGUUCGUGGUCACAAAAUGCCAUAUUGAAGGAGCUCCCGAUGUGACGCACUUCGCCGUUAAGGAGGAGAUGGUGCCCUUGAAAAUCGAUAAGAACGACCACACUACGCUCGUAAUUGUGAAAAACUUGUACGUCUCGGUUGACCCGUAUAUGCUAAACCUCAUGAAGACCCAAAACAGUUCCAAUGAAAUCCUGACAGCGCUUUCUCUCAUUUUACCUGGACAGACGAUUCCUUCGAUUGGGGUGGGAAGAGUGUUGGAUUCCGUGCAUCCAGAUUUUAAAGCCGGCGAUCUUGUGUUGGGAAUGCUCAGCUGGGCACAGUAUACCAUUGUACCAAUUGGCGUCGAUCCCUUGUUGCAAAAAGUGGAUGAUAAAAUGGGAUUUCCACUCUCAUAUUAUACUGGAAUUCUAGUCGGGCAGUAUGCUAAGUUAUUUGGCUGCUAUGUUGUUGGCUGUGCCGGGACUAAACAAAAGGUCAAAUUUCUGAAAGAGGAGCUUGGGUUCGAUGAAGCAUUCAACUACAAAGAAGAAACUAAUUUGAGUGCUGCUUUGCAAAGGUUAGUAAUGAGUUCACUUAAUAAUGCCUUUUAG
Striga hermonthica is the source of this 609-nucleotide messenger RNA. Lineage: Eukaryota; Viridiplantae; Streptophyta; Magnoliopsida; Lamiales; Orobanchaceae. The record is from the annotation of a GenBank genome assembly.